CAAAGAAGACGUCGGGCUGAAACUCAACGGAACCGAGCCAAACCCUGGUUUCGGGGUUUAAGCCUGAAGGAGCCUCUUCUCUAAUCAGUGUUUCUUCACUACAACAAUGGAGGGAGUAUCCUACGCUCGCAUGCCAAGAGUCAAAAUUCGAGAGCUCAAGGACGACUAUGUCAAGUUUGAGCUUCGAGACACCGAUGCUAGCAUCGCCAAUGCCCUCCGCCGCGUCAUGAUUGCCGAGGUCCCCACUAUUGCCAUUGACCUCGUCGAAAUCGAGGUCAACUCGUCCGUCCUCAACGACGAGUUCAUCGCUCACCGCCUCGGCCUCAUCCCCCUCACGAGCGACCGCGCCAUGGCCAUGCGCUUCUCGCGUGACUGCGAUGCCUGCGACGGUGACGGCCAGUGUGAGUUCUGCUCCGUCGAGUUCCACCUCAGAGUCAAGUGCAUGACUGACGAAACCCUAGAUGUUACCAGCAAGGACCUCUAUAGCUCCGACCACACGGUAGUUCCUGUAGACUUCUCUGACCCUGCUGGUAUGGAGGCUUCUGAGAACAGGGGGAUUAUAAUUGUGAAGUUACGCCGAGGGCAAGAACUAAGGCUGAGAGCAAUAGCUAGGAAGGGAAUUGGCAAAGAUCAUGCGAAAUGGUCGCCAGCAGCGACUGUAACUUUCAUGUAUGAGCCAGAAAUUCAUAUAAAUGAAGAUCUUAUGGAGUCAUUGACGCUCGAAGAGAAAAAAGAAUGGGUUGACAGUUGUCCUACCCGUGUGUUUGACAUUGAUCCUGUAACACAACAGGUUAUGGUCGCUGAUCCUGAGGCAUACACUUAUGAUGAUGAGGUGAUCAAGAAAGCUGAAGCUAUGGGCAAGCCUGGGCUUGUGGAAAUCAAUGCGAGGCAAGAUUCCUUCAUAUUCACUGUGGAAUCCACGGGUGCGAUCAAAGCUUCUCAAUUGUUAUUGAAUGCCAUUGAAGUUCUUAAACAGAAGCUAGAUGCAGUCAGGCUAUCAGACGACAAUGUGGAAACUGAGGAACAGUUUGGUGAAUUAGGUGCACAUAUGCGAGGAGGUUGAUCAGGUUUCUUCACAGCGCUUCUGAGAGGAAGUUUAGAUAGGCACAGUUUUCAAAGGAACAGAUUUAUGGUCAAAGUCAAUUAUAAACAGACGUCUAAACAUUUUAUUGAAUAUGUUUCUGUCUGUUUAUGAGAUUGGUCUGAUCAACCAAUGUCUCAGGGAUCGGACAGACGACCUAAGAAUUUUUGUUUGUUGAUAUUGUUUGUUCAACCUAGAACUUGUUUAUUGGAUCAUGUACUGAAGCGAAUAGCUGCAGCAUGUGCUGCCUCACCUCCAAUGCUAAUUAUCUUUCGAAGUCA
Molecule: messenger RNA, 1362 nt
Organism: Prosopis cineraria
Lineage: Eukaryota; Viridiplantae; Streptophyta; Magnoliopsida; Fabales; Fabaceae
Product: DNA-directed RNA polymerases II, IV and V subunit 3-like
Exons: 3
Coding region: 107-1063 (318 amino acids)
Biological process (GO): DNA-templated transcription
Cellular component (GO): RNA polymerase II, core complex
Molecular function (GO): DNA-directed RNA polymerase activity; DNA binding; protein dimerization activity
Source: RefSeq, a predicted model, not a curated record